This is a messenger RNA of Solanum lycopersicum (tomato), 1292 nucleotides long. RefSeq names its product histone deacetylase HDT1. The record is from RefSeq and is a predicted model, not a curated record. NCBI's taxonomy places the organism in Eukaryota, Viridiplantae, Streptophyta, Magnoliopsida, Solanales, Solanaceae.
CAUGGGAAACAAUAAACAUAGUAUAUAAUAGCCCCUCUCUCUCUCAAUUCUCCCGCUUGCAAACCUAAAAAUUUGCUUCCAUUGCUCGCUCUCUACUAAAACCCUAGUUUGUUUCUCCUAUCUUCUGCGUAAUCAGCAAUGGAAUUUUGGGGUGCGGAGGUGAAAAGUGGACAACCUUUAUCUGUACAGCCGGGAGAUGACAUGGUUUUGCAUCUUUCACAGGCAUCUCUUGGUGAGGUGAAAAAGGAUAAAGCAUCAGAACCUGUAUGCUUGUCUGUAACUAUUGAUGGCAAGAAGCUUGUUCUUGGCACACUCAGCUUAGAUAAGCUGCCUCAACAACAAUUUGACCUGGUUUUUGAUAGAGACUUUGAACUAUCACACAACUGGAAAAAUGGUAGCGUCUACUUUUUUGGAUACAAGGCUGCCAACCCAUUCGAGGAUGAGGAGGAUGUAGAUGAAGUUGAAGAUGAGUCUGAUGAGGAAAUACCCCUUUCAAUUGCAAACAAUGGAAAGACUGAAGCCAAGGCUAGUGCAAAGGAUUCUGCUUCAACUAAGCAGAAGGUGAGGGUUAUAGAGUUUACUAAAGUUGACAAGGCGGAAGAUCAAGAUGAGAGCACUGAUGAGUCUGCGGAUGAAGAUGAUUCUAUGAUGGGGGAGGAUGAAGAAGGUGAUAGUGAUGAAGAUCAGUCUGAUGAGAGUGAGGAGGAGACACCAAAGAAGGCUGAACCUAGUAGAAAGAGACCUGCAGAUUCUGCUGCAAAAACACCUGUUCCUGAUAAAAAGACAAAAUUCUUAACUCCUCAAAAGACUGAUGGUAAGAAAGGUGCUGUUCAUGUGGCAACCCCUCACCCCUCAAAACAGGCUGGUAAGACUCCUGGAAACAAGCCAAACCAGACUCCAAAAUCUGGCGGAUCACUUGCCUGCAAGACAUGCAACAGGACUUUUGGUUCUGAAAAUGCUCUGGAAUCUCACUCGAAAGCUAAGCACAGCGCUGGAAAGUAAAUAGGAGUAGAAACAUCUGCCUUGGGAUCUGGUUUCGUUUUCUCAAACGUUGGAGGGAAUGAUAAUCAGAAGAGAGUGUUAGCUUUUAGAAUAUUGUUGGUUGACCCUAAUGUAAAGCAACAGUUAGGUCCAGUUUUGCUACUCAUUGGUAUUCUGUUCGAGAUGAACUCUCUGGGUACUAGUGAAGGUUUACUUUGAUUUCGACUGCUGUGUUGGUUGAUAUUCUACUCGAAUGAAUGGUUAUUACCUAUUUGGUAUUUUGCUACAGGUUUAGCUUCUUUGUUGCUUGA